Chara braunii is the source of this 6767-nucleotide messenger RNA. The record is from the annotation of a GenBank genome assembly. NCBI's taxonomy places the organism in Eukaryota, Viridiplantae, Streptophyta, Charophyceae, Charales, Characeae.
CAGUUUGUGGGAUCAAGAUUUGGUUCAUCGGUUGUGUAUCCGCAUUUCCCAGCAGCCAACGUCGUGACAUAUCUGAUUCUGGGCACCACCACGACAGCACCUGGAGAUGGCAUCCAAAGGUGCUGUUCGAAACCGCUGGUUCAACUGCUGCUGUACGAUACCGCUAUGGGGGUGCUGCUGUUCGAAACCACGCCGGGCCAUCCGAUGGUUUGGCGUCGUCGAGCCGCCGGACCCUCCGAUGGUCUGGCGUCGUCCACGCGCCGGACCCUCCAAUGGUCUGGCGUCGUCGAGGCGCCGGACCCUCCAACGGUCUGGGUGCAGCUGCUGUUGAUGUUGUUGCUGGUCCAACUGCUGAUGAUGAUGAUGCUAAAGCCUCACGGCUAUGUUGUCGUCGGUGCAGCUGCUGCUGCUGCUGCUGUUCGAUACCACUAUGGGUUUGCUGGUGCAGCUGCUGGUGCAGCUGCUGCUGCUGCUGCUGUACGAUACCGCUAUGGGUUUGAUGCUGUUCUAAACCGCGCCAGGCCAUCCGAUGGUCUGGCGUCGUUGAGGCGCCGGACCCUCCGAUGGUCUGGCAUCGUCGAGGCGCCGGACCCUCCGAUGGUCUGGCGCUGUCGAGGCGCCGGACCCUCCGAUGGUCUGCCGUCGUCGAGGCGCCGGACCCUCCAAUGGUCUGGCGCCUCGACGACGCCAGACCAUAAUGGUGCAGCUGCUGCUGCGGCUGUUCGAUGCCGCUGUAUUGCCGGUGGUGGUGCUGCUGCUGUACAAUACCCGUAUGGGGUUGCUGCUGUUCGAAACCGUGCCGGACCCUCUGAUGGUCUGGCGUCGUCGAGGCGCCGGACCCCCCGAUGGUCUGGCGUCGUCGAGGUGCCGGACCCUCCAACGGUCUGGGUGCAGCUGCUGUUGAUGUUGUUGCUGGUCCGACUGCUGCUGAUGCUGAUGCUAAAGCCUCACGGCUAUGUUGUCGCGGGUGCAGCUGUUGCUGCUGCUGCUGUUCGAUACCACUAUGGGUUUGCUGGUGCAGCUGCUGCUGCUGCUGCUGUACGAUACCGCUAUGGGUUUGCUGCUGUUCUAAACCGCGCCACGCCAUCCGAUGGUCUGGCGUCGUCGAGGCGCCAGACCCUCCGAUGGUCUGGCGUCGUCGAGGCGCCGGACCCUCCAAUGGUCUGGCGUCGUCGAGGCGCCGGACCCUCCGAUGGUCUGGCGUCGUCGAGGCGCCGGACCCUCCAAUGGUUCGGCGCCUCGACGACGCCAGACCAUAGUGGGUGUGCUGUUGAUGUUGUUGGUGGUCCAACUGCUGCCGAUGCUGCUGCUGUUCCAUACCGCUAUGCUGUAGCUGGUGCAGCUACUGCUGCUGCUGUUCGAUGUCGCUAUAUUGCCGGUGGUGCUGCUGCUGCUGUACGAUACCGCUAUGGGGUUGCUGCUGUUCGAAAUCGCGCCGGGUCAUCCAAUGGUAUGGCAUCGUCGAGGCGCCGGACCCUCCUGUGGUCUGGCGCCUCGACGACGCUGGACCGGGUCUCCACGUCGAAGGUUGUCGAAAGGGCGGUCACGUUCCAAGAGAAGUAUUGGGCAAUCGAUUGGCACCUCGGUAUGAAGGUCCCCUGUUGCGGGCCAUGCAUUUUCUUGCGGGAUGAGAGUGGCAGUUACUACCCGUGCGGGGGUAUCAAGACGUACUCGUUUGAUAAGAACAUGCCUGACGAGGAGUACAUGAGAUUCCAUUUGACGACGUGUUUCGACAGCGAUGGUCACGAGGUGCCUGACAACUACAAGCUCGUGUCUCUCCAAGUCGACAAGUUCCAAGGUUACGGCAUCCGGGCUGCAUCAAUGCCGCCGUUCGACAAGUCGAAGAAGAAGGAUGCCUCACAGAUGGUGAUGCUAAGGCCGUUCGAGUUCCUCAAACGCAUUAAUUGCUAUAAGGUGUCCGGCCAUAUCGUGGCGAUUGACAACAAGCUGCAGUUGUCAACUCCCUUCGUGUCGUUCGACUGUGAUCUUGGAGACUUUGCAGACAUGGUGCGACGACACAAGCUGCAGGCGAUGUGCCAAGCCGUUUGCGAACUACCGGUGUGUGCGACGCGGGCACCAUCACAUGCAAACUAUGCGGCACGCGUUUCUUUGACUCCGGCUGGUGGGGCCGCUGACCAUGAGGAUGACGACGAAAGCACAGAGGAGGACUCGCGCUUCAGACAUUGGGACGGUGGGCGGUGGGCCGAUGGCAAUGACGCGAAAGACGCGGAAGGGGACGACGACGAACAGCAGUUCAGCGACGGUGCACACGAUGAAGAGGGAAGCUUGGAGGAUGACUUGGCCGAAGGCGACGGUAGUGAAGGCCAAGAGGAUGGUGGUCACGAAGCGUCAAAGCCUGGAGAGUUGACCAACGACACUAUCGACACCACGAAAUGUUUUUUCCUGGAAUACGACGAGGACGGGAAUGCGAUAGAUCGGCCUACCCAAGUUUUCGUUGACCUGGUCAAAAUACUGCCCAACCCUUCGGAAGGCGUGCAAUACAACCACAGGUCGUUGAACGAGAUGUUGGUCACCUCCAUCAGGGACGCAAUGGAACACCCCAAAAAGCAGGAGUGGGAAAGAAACACCUGGAUUCUUGCUCCUGUUGUUGAAGUGGAGAAGGAUGGCCAGAAGCGGUGGGAACGUGUGAAGCCGGAGGACUGGGAUGAUGACAAGGUUGCCUCCUACCAUUGGUACACAGUGGCCGGCCAACAUACAGCGGAGGCAGCAAAGAGGCUGGUCGCUGCAAAAUCGUCUGCUGCCCACAAGUGGGGCGUGCAUUCUUGGAAGGCGCGGGUUGUGUAUUUUGACGACGACCAUUUGGAGGGGUAUGCGUACAUCUCCACGUUUGACAACACCAGGGAGACACGUGCUAUCCCGUCGUCGUUUCGAAUGGUUGUGACUGCUAUAAGAGGAAUGUGGCAGAGUAUGAAAGAGCCAAAAGGUGAUUGGCAUCAGGCAAAGACGGUGGAAGAGAGGACUGCACAGCGUGACCAAUAUCAGGAGUUCAUACGGAAGGCUAUACGGAUGACUCCUGACACCUCGCUCUGGAACCAGUCGUUGGCGAAAAGAUUUGUGAGGAAUUGGUCAAACCUUUUGAGGCGCUACAUGUGUCUUGCGGCGAGCGGCAGGGUUAUGUGGAAUCUGGUUGAGAAGUUCUUUGACAAAUGGGAAAAAGGCGAACUGCCAGGGCAGGACGGCGUGAGACCAGUGUUCGGCGAUUUCACAUCAAGGGAGAAGGAGAUGACCCUGGAGAAAAUACUUGCGGGACACGUUGUCGUCACGAGCGGAAGGGCAUUUGUGAAAAAACUGAUGAACAUGCAAGACAUGUACGUGGAGGUGAGAAGGGAGAGAUAUAUGGUUCGCAUGUUUAACUAUGUCCUCUUCAAGAUAGAGCAGAGGUCGGAGGGGGAGUGGAAUGACAAGUUCUUCAUUGGUUACGAUACCAUAAUGAGGCGGUUUGCACCACGAGGGUUGACGACAGAGAAAUGGGAAGAAACCAAGUCCAAGAUCGUAGCAGAGAAGACUAUCGAUGUCCCGAAACGAUUGGGCGGCGUGGAUGAGGCAAAACUAGGAAAAGGAAAUGUCGGGGGGUACAAGGUGAUGACUGCAAUAUAUAUGGAGUGUCCGUACUUCCUCAAGCUUUUCGUGCAUGAGAUUCUUGGUGCAAUUGAGCAAUUGAGGGACGAGCUGAGACGGAUCAUCUCAAAUGCUCAACACAUAAUGUGGGACAAGCGCAAAGAUCAUACGACGUGGGACGGUGUGAUAAUUCUUCCAGGGCGCUGGCGUCGUUAUAGCGAAGCAGCAUCAUCCUGCGCCCAAGUUGGGAACCUUCCGUUGAGAGGGCGUGACUCCAUGACCAUUGUGCUGCACGAUACAGACAACGACUUGAAAAAGGUCACGGUUGCAAAGCCUCGUGGGAACACUCUCUUCGACACGCAUUACGUGGAGGAGUUAUUUGUACGAUGUACAAAAGAGGCAAUCAGCGUGCGAGGCGAUAACAAACCUGUGUACGGGAUAUGGGAGAGGGAACCUGCAAAAAUGAAAGACUUGUGCACCUGGUUUUCGAAGGAAGGGGAAGGUGUUCUAAUACUGGGCAACGUUCAGGCAGGAACGACGUGGGACUUGCUGCGCUCAGGACGCCAUGUCGUCGCAUGUGAUGGUUCCUCAAACCUGAUGGAGUACUCCACUUUGUUUAUCGAUCGCCACGUUCACAAUCCGGAUAAAAAGUGUCACUUUGAACCGCCGAAACCUCAACAUCGUGCAGACCGAGACAUGUUCCUAAAGCUCGGUAAGAAGAGGGACUCUCUGUGGAGCUAUCUUUUCUGCAAUGCACCCGCAACACCAACAGAUGCAGAUUAUCUCCACCGUAAGGUGAUAGCGAUCCAGCAUCUACAAGGAUAUCACAACGCCAAACGCGGUGCAAUUGAGAUAUUUCUGGGCCAAUGUGAACACCUGUGGUUUGAAAGGAAGCGAGACAAAAUUGAUGCUAAGGUUUACUGCGAGGUAAUGGACGUUGGGGAGCAGUUUGACAUUAUGGACAAUGAGGAGGAGACAAAGGAUGAGGAGAUUGACCUGCCAUUGCCGGAUGCACAUCAAAAUGCAGUGAGAGACGAAACGCCUCCGCUGUCCGCUAUGGGUGGUGAACAAGCGAUGAAGGAAGAUGUUGGCGGCACUAUCGCGAGUACCAAGCCCGAUAAUGUGAUGCAUGGAACAAUGCCGAAAACAGGUGGUGCAAUGGAAGGCAGCACAUCCAAGUGCGGCAUGAAGAAAGCUACCCCAGGAUUCGUUUCGUUGGUGAGGAGAGUUUGCAAUGACAUAGAAGGAGCGGCGGACGACGAGACUCAAAAUGUUGCACGUGCAGACAAGGAAUCAGUGGACGACCAAGAUGGGAUGGACAUAGCGGAUGAUACCCUCUUUCACAUCCCGGACGACGUUCCCAAACAACUUGCACCGGGUGAUAAUAUAUCAUAUGACAUGAAGGAGAUGAAAGGAGGACCUCACUUUCUAGAAACAAAGUACAAAGAGUCAUAUGAACACGACUGGGGGCAUCACAUUAUAUGGCAUCCAGGUCUUUUCGAGCCUUGUGUGAUUGAUGGCAGAUGGCACAUGGCUAUCCGAAUGGGUGGGAAAUGGAUGUUCAGGGAAAGAGUCCUCAGAAGCAGGUUUUAUGAAAUCGCAAAGGACAACUUGUCUACCCGCGUGAAGCAAGCGAACAGAGAGGCGCCAGACCACAAAAUAUCAAACAAAGUGAACUCGUUAUUCGAAUUCCUGCGUGAAAAUCACCUUCUCGAGUAUUGCGCUGCGUUCUACGACAAGAAAUCGAGUCCAUCGUAUGGAGCUGUCAUAUGGUCUGUGGACUACCGUGCAACGGACUGUACGUACGACAGCGACAUACUUGUGGGAUGCAGUCAAGGCCUUGAGGAACACACAGGUGCAAGGAAGAAGAUCGAUUCAGCAGCAACAGGAGUUGGUGGCGAGAGUGUGGCAGACAAGGAAGGACAUCUCAGGAUGCAAAACGCAAUGGGAGAUGAGUUCAGUGAGCGGCCAUCGAGCACACCGCAACCAACACUUAGACCGUCAGAAGGCAUCAGUGCAGUGGGAGCCAUAAGUGAGACAACACCAACAGCAGGCGGGGAAGUUGUUGGUGAUGACGGGAAGGACGAAAAGAUUGAAGAGGACCAACGACAAAAAGCAUUAGACGAAGAAGGGCCAAAAUUUCAGGCACAUGAGGUAGUGAAGGCGGUGUCAGGGCAUGUCGAUUCACAUUCCAAGCAGUCGCAAGGAACACACGAUACGACUGUCAUCUCUGCACAGGCGCAAGGCACCGACGAAGACACAAGGGAGCAAAGUGCACAUAAGAAAGAUGGGGGGGAAGGACCAGUGCUUAUGGAAUGCACUGGUCCAGGAACGCAAAUAGUUUCGGAGUCAACCAUGGGAGAAAGGAGAGCUGACGUGGAGGGUGUCAGUGGGGCAGAGCAUGAAAAGGUUCCAAGCACGACAAACAGGGAGAGAGAGGAGGAAAAUGAGAAUGAAGAGGAGGCGAACAAGAGGCGCACUGCACUGACAGCAGCAUCUUACGGCAUGCACGUGACAACAACUUAUGACAUCAUCGUGGCAGCAGAAGUCAGCAGCGCAUCCACAUCGCAGCAGCCCAUCACACCCACAUGGCAGCAGCCACUUGGCAGCAGUAUCACAUCCACGUGGCAGCACGACGUUAAAUCCACGUGGCAGCAGCAACCACUUGGCAGCUCCUCGUCACAUCCACGUCGCAGCAGCAUUUACAUCCACUUUGCAGCAGCGCGACGUGGCAGCGAAAGCUACAUCCACGUGGCAGCAGAAGCUACAUCCACGUGGCAGCACAGCUACAUCCACGUGGCAGCAGCCAGUCACAUCCACGUGGCAGCAGCUUGUCACAUCCACGUGGCAGCAGCUUGUCACAUCCACGUGGCAGCAGCAGUUUACAUCCACUUGGCAGCAGGCUUCACAUCCACGAGGCAGCGGCGAUACAUCCACGUGGCAGCAGCACCUCACAUGCAGCAGCGCAUUACAUCCUCGUGGCAGCAGCGAGUUCCACGUGGCAGCAGAGCAUUACAUCCACGCAUCCACGUGGCAGCGCACGUUACAAAGAAUGUCACUGCGCCCCUUUAGUCUACUCUCUUUUGAUGUCACAAGUGAGACGAGCGUACAGAAGUGUUUUUUUCCAUCUUUUUCGCCUUUUGUCUUAUUAUCCUUUUGCAAAGAAUGUCACCGCGCCCCUUUAGUCU